AUGGCCGACUCUAGUGAAACCAAGCCGGCUACGGCGCCUGUUGUGGACGAUGUCCCCAGCACCAAUGCCACCGAUGGCACCGAAGAUACCAAGCAAGAAUCCCACGCCGAUCGCAAGCGCAAGAGAUUCCAAGACGAUGGACUCAAAUUCGGGCGUGGUGGUAAGAAGAGAGACAUGGGUAGGAACGCGUGGGCACGAGAGCAAACCGAUCGUAGAACGCGUAAUGAGGAGGACAAGAAGAAGCCGCGUCCUGAAAACUCGGUUCUUCCAGCACCAUUCGCUCAGGACGAGAUCGCUGCAGAGGAGCGCAAGCCUAAGCGCAAAGUCGCCGUCUUGAUCGGAUACAGCGGCACUGGAUACAAGGGCAUGCAAAUCAACACAACAGAAAAGACCAUCGAAGGCGAUCUCUUCACAGCUUUCGUCGCAGCUGGCGCCAUUUCAAAGGCGAACGCUGAUGACCCCAAGAAAUCUGCACUUGUCAGAUGUGCUCGCACAGACAAGGGUGUCCACGCUGCAGGCAACAUGAUAUCACUCAAGUUGAUUGUUGAAGAUCCCGACAUCGUCCAAAAGAUCAACUCCCACCUGUCACCGCAGAUAAGAGUUUGGGGAAUCGAGAGAACAAUCGGCAGCUUCAGUUGUUACCACGUCUGUGACAGCCGCUGGUACGAAUACCUGAUUCCAUCUCACGCUUUCUUGCCACCACACCCUAGCAGUUGGUUGGCGAAGAAUCUGGAGGAGGCUGCUGAUGAGGUUGGUGACCGUGAAAGUUAUGAAUCUCGUCAGGCUGAGGUCAAGGAUUUCUGGAAGACUGUCGAGGAACGCGACAUCAAGCCGAUUGUUGAUGCCCUGGAUGAUGACAUCCGUGAUCUGGUUCUUCAAGCCAUUCACGAACCUUCAGACUUUAACCCUGAUGGAGAACAAGACAAGCAGGAGGAGGCUGUCAGGAAGACUGCUGAUCUUAACACAUCAACACCUGCAGAUGCUGAGACAAAGUCUGAAGCUGCUGCAGAGACUGCUGGGACUACCGACACACCCAUGCCUGACGAACCCACCACUGUCGAGUCGGCGGCCAUGUCGACAGAGCUCAAGAAGCGUAUCGAGACUGGUGUCAAGCAGCUCAAGGCCGCCUAUAACACUGCCCGUCGCGCAUACCGCAUUCCUAAGGAGCGCAUCGCUCGUGUUCAGGCUGCACUGGAUUCCUACGUUGGCACUCGCAAUUACCACAACUUCACCGUCCAAAAGACCGCCAAGGACCCUUCAGCCAAGCGAAACAUCAAGUCAUUCGUUUGCAACCCAAAGCCUAUUAUCAUCAACGGUACUGAGUGGCUGUCACUCAAGGUUCACGGUCAAUCUUUCAUGAUGCACCAAAUCAGAAAGAUGGUCGGUAUGGUCGCAUUGACUGUUCGUUGCGGAACGCCCAUCGAGCGUAUCACCGAAGCACAAGGCGAUCAGAAGAUGAGCAUUCCCAAGGUCCCCGGACUGGGUCUUUUGCUUGAGCGCCCUGUCUUCGACAGCUACAACACUAUCCAAGCCGUCAAGCACGACAAGGAGAAGCUCGACUUUGGCAAGUAUGAGAAGGAGCUUGAAGAGUUUAAGCAGAGAGAGAUCUACCAAAGAAUCUUCGCCGAAGAGGAGAGAGAUAACACCUUCCACCUCUUCUUCAACCAGAUCGACAACUACAAGGAGCGUCACUUCCUGUACUUGACAUCAAAGGGUCUUGAGGCUACAAAGGGUGCUGGCAAGCUGGAUGAGGAAAGAGCCGUCAAGUCGAAGAACGACGGAGCUGAUGCUAUGGAGAUGCAGUAG
Molecule: messenger RNA, 1806 nt
Organism: Aureobasidium subglaciale EXF-2481
Lineage: Eukaryota; Fungi; Ascomycota; Dothideomycetes; Dothideales; Saccotheciaceae
Exons: 3
Coding region: 1-1806 (601 amino acids)
Biological process (GO): tRNA pseudouridine synthesis; mRNA pseudouridine synthesis
Cellular component (GO): nucleus
Molecular function (GO): RNA binding; pseudouridine synthase activity
Source: RefSeq, a predicted model, not a curated record